This is a messenger RNA of Scleropages formosus (Asian bonytongue), 5035 nucleotides long. RefSeq names its product SWI/SNF complex subunit SMARCC1. Gene Ontology annotation, cellular component: synapse. The record is from RefSeq and is a predicted model, not a curated record. Gene Ontology annotation, molecular function: protein binding. NCBI's taxonomy places the organism in Eukaryota, Metazoa, Chordata, Actinopteri, Osteoglossiformes, Osteoglossidae. The coding region runs from base 50 to 3463 and encodes 1137 amino acids. The transcript is spliced from 28 exons. Gene Ontology annotation, biological process: cell projection morphogenesis.
CGACAGAGCUUCGCGUGAGCUUUUCGCGGCUAGCUAGGUGUUGCUAACAAUGGCGGCGGCGGCUGCGGCGGCGACGGCAGCGGGUGGAACGAGUUCGUGGGGCUCGACGGGCGCUCAGGGAGCCAGUGGAAUGUCUGUUUUCAGGAAGAAGGACGGGGGUCCGUCCUCGAAAUACUGGGAGAGCGGAGAGACGGUGUCCCAGCUGGAGCCCGUGCGCCUAUGGGUCGGGAAACACUACAAAAAGUAUGUCCAGGCAGACUCUCCAUCGAGCAAGUCACUGGCUGGCCUGGUAGUGCAGCUGCUGCAGUUCCAGGAGGAUGCGUUCGGCAGGAGGGUGAACAACCCAGCCCUCACCAAGCUGCCUGCAAAGAGCUUCCUGGACUUUAAGCCAGGAGGUGCACUGUGUCACAUCUUGGGAUCCGUCUACAAAUUCAGGAGCGAGCAGGGCUGGCGACGGUUCGACCUGCAGAACCCCUCUAGGAUGGAUAGGAACGUGGAGAUGUUUAUGAAUGUGGAGAAGACACUCGUGCAGAACAACUGCCUUACGCGCCCUAUCGUGUACAUAGCGUCAGACAUGGAUCAGAAACAAGCUGUGAAGCUGAAGGACAUUAUCAAGAGGCACCAGGGCUCCAUCACAGAGGACAAAUCCAAGGCCACACACCACAUCUAUCCAUCCCCAGGACAGCUGGAUGAAGAAGAGUGGCUCCGCCCUGUGAUGCGCAAAGACAAGCAGGUGCUAGUUCACUGGGGCAUGUACCCUGAUAGCUAUGAUACUUGGGUGCCAGCCAAUGACGUAGAAGGAGAUGUGGAGGAGCCACCCAGCCAGGACAAGCCCUGGAAAGUUCAUGCUAAGUGGGUUCUGGACACGGACGCCUUCAAUGAAUGGAUGAAUGAGGAGGACUAUGAGGUAGAUGAGAACAGGAAGCCAGUGAGCUACCGUCAACGCAUCUUCCUACGAGAGGAAGAGUCUUCCCGUACACCUGAUCGCAAGGACCGCAAGGCAGCCGCCAGCAGCAGGAAGAGGAGGCGCUCACCAUCGCCCCCCUCAGAAUCACGCAAAAAGGGCAACAAGAAGGGCAGUUCUGGCCCCGGCUGGAAGCGGCGAGGCCAUCGUGAAGAGGAGGAGCCAGAGGAAGAUGUUUCCAAAGACAUGGAGGACCCAUCUCCCGUGCCCAACAUGGAGGAGGUCACCCUGCCCAAGAAUGUGAACCCUAAGAAGGACAGUGAGAACACCCCUGUGAAGGGUGGUACAGUGGCUGAUCUGGAUGAACAGGAAGAUGACUCCAUGGUUUCCGGUGGCAAGGAAGAUGAGGAGUCAGGCAAAACAGAGGGGAGCCGUCUUCUGGAUUCGAGCGAGGACAAUGUGACAGAGCAGAUGCACCAUAUAAUUAUCCCAAGCUAUGCCGCCUGGUUUGACUACAACAGCAUCCAUGAAAUUGAGAGGCGUGCUCUGCCAGAGUUCUUCAAUGGCAAGAACAAGUCCAAAACUCCGGAGAUAUACCUGGCCUAUAGGAAUUUCAUGAUUGACACAUACCGGUUGAACCCUCAGGAGUACCUCACCUCCACGUCCUGCCGCAGGAACCUCACCGGGGAUGUAUGCGCAAUAAUGAGGGUUCAUGCCUUCCUGGAGCAGUGGGGUCUGGUGAACUAUCAGGUGGAUGCGGAGAGUCGACCCCUGCCAAUGGGUCCUCCGCCCACCUCUCAUUUCACUGUGCUGGCUGAUACACCAUCAGGCCUGAUGCCCCUGCACCUCCGCCCACCGCAGAUUCCAGCCUCCCAACAGAUGUUGAACUUCCCUGAGAAAGGGAAGGAGAAACAAAUGGACUUGCAGAACUUUGGCCUGCGCACUGACGUGUACUCCAAGAAGAACCCAAAGACUAAAGGUGGCAGGGAAUGGACUGAACAGGAAACCCUGCUUCUUCUGGAGGGCCUGGAGAUGUACAAAGAUGACUGGAACAAAGUGUCGGAGCAUGUGGGGAGCCGCACACAGGACGAGUGUAUCCUGCACUUCCUACGGCUGCCCAUUGAGGACCCCUACCUGGAAAGUCCAGACACCACACUGGGCCCACUGGCCUACCAGCCCGUGCCCUUCAGCCAGUCGGGAAACCCCGUCAUGAGCACCGUGGCAUUUCUGGCCUCUGUGGUAGACCCCCGUGUGGCAGCCGCAGCGGCCAAGGCUGCUCUAGAGGAGUUUUCACGGGUGCGGGAGGAGGUUCCGGCAGAGCUGGUGGAGGCACACGUCAAGAAGGUGCAAGAGGCGGCACGCACCACUGGCAAACUGGACCCUGCCUUUGGGCUGGAGAGCAGCGGUAUUGCUGGAACGGCCCCAGAGGAGCCUGAGAAAACGGAGUCCGCUGAGGCUGAGAAGAUGGAUACAGAUACAGAUUCCCAGCAGGUAGCCAAGGCCGAAUCAAGAGACGAGGCAGAGAGGCCUGGGGAGUCAGCAGAAGGCGAGCAUGUCAACAGUGAAACCACUGAACCACAGGGUGAAAAAGAGGAGGGGGAAAGUGAAGGAGCCGAGGAGGGAGAGAGUGAGGGAGUUGAAGAGGAGAAGGACAAGGUGGAAGCCAUGGACACAGAGGCUCCCAAAGAGGUAGAUGGGGAUGAGAGCCAGAAGAAGCUGCUGCCUGACGUUGGAGAGGGAAAUAUUGCCACUGCUGCGGCUGCAGCUCUGGCAUCUGCUGCCACCAAGGCCAAGCACUUGGCUGCAGUGGAAGAGCGGAAAAUAAAGUCCCUGGUGGCCCUGCUGGUGGAGACCCAGAUGAAAAAACUGGAGAUCAAGCUGAGGCAUUUUGAGGAGCUGGAGACCAUCAUGGACCGUGAGAAGGAAGCGCUGGAACUACAGAGGCAGCAGCUCCUGACGGAGCGCCAGGCAUUCCAUAUGGAGCAGUUGCGCUAUGCUGAGAUGAAGGCUCGCCAGCAGAUGGAGCAGCAGCAAGCUGCUGCUGCUGCUGCCGCCGCCGCCGCCGCUGCUGCACAUAACCCUGGGGGACACCCUGGGGGACACCCUGGAACCCUCCCUGCUGGACACCCUGGAGGGCAUUCUGCUGGCCAUCCUGGAGCACACCCUGGAGGUCACCCUGGGGGCCACCAUGGCCCCCCACCAGGCAUGCACCCCCACCCAGCCCCCGGCUACCCACCUAUGCACCAUCCUAUGGCCCCCUACCACCCUCCUCAUGCAGGUCCUAUGGGAGGACCAGCUCAGCCCAUGCCAAGUCGUAUGAUGCCCGGGGGUCCUCAAGGUGGACAGCCCCAGCCCAACAUGCCCCCUAUGAUGGGACCAAGGCACCCAGGUGCUCCCAAUGGCUUGUACGCCACCCCUCCCAUGUCGCAGCCCGAUGGGUUGCCACCUGCCCCAGUUGGACCACCAGUGGGAGCACCAGUCGGACCACCAGUAGGACCACCAGCUGGACCCUCUGUGGGACCAUCAAUUGGUCCCGCAUCCCGUCCCCCAGAGAACUAAGUCCUCUCCUCCAGUCCCACCCCAGCACAGAGCCCCUCUAUGCCUCUUUGGGACCUACUGAAUAAUGCAGAUGAAACCCUGCCGCUCCAACCUCCCUUGUAGAUGUGCAGGUCCUCCAGUGGCCCACGUCCCUCUCUAGUGCCUGACCCCCUGUCCUCAGGGCCCUGUGUGUGGAUGAGUGCAUCGUUCUCCUCUGGUGACCUUUCCUUGUGGAACCUCCUCCACAGCUCGCCACACACUCAGUGUGUGCAGCAGUCAGGCACGUUGUGCUGCAGGAUGCAGGAUCCUGAGUGGUCUCUAAAGGGACCACUGACCAUGUGGCCCUGAGCCACCAAGUAGACGCACUGGUUGCUUCGCUGAAUGCCACCAUGGGUUGGUAGGGGGCAGUAGAGAGCUCAGCUCUGACAGUUGGUCUGUGUGGAGUGUGCUUUCUGUAACUUUUCGUUCCCUGUAAUGUGACAGAUUGUGUAUAUGUUUUAUUUCCUGUGUGGUGUGGAACUUCUCAAGAACAUAUAUAAGCUAAGGAAGGGCAAUGGUUGAGGGGCAGAGAGUUGACUCCCCCUUCCCUUGCCUCUUUCCUCCAAUCACACUGUAAAGGCAUCCAGGACACUGGCAUCCUGUCAGUCACACACCUGUCCUGUCGAGCACACUGGGAACCAGAGGAGAUAGACGAGCAAAGCGCGUGUGUGUGCGUGCGUGCGUGCCUGCCUGCCUGCCCUGUCCCCCUGCUGCAGCCUUGUAGGACAGGUUUGCCUUUCCCUCCCUUAGUGGUUGCUCUUUGCUCUUCCUUGCUGCCCCCAUUUCCUGUCUGCUGUUGAUACUGUACCUCAGAGUGCCCCCUCACACCUGCCGUCAGUCUUCCUGCUUUGUAGCGGUGGGGGGGUGCUGGUGGGCUCCAUCAGUCCAGUCUCAGGUGAAGCCAUAGCCACGCCCAGACCUGCACUGCCUGCCCCUCAUGCCCCCCCGCACCACUCUUCCUGAUGAGAACUAGUCACGGGAUGGCAGCCGACACCAGUUCGCCCUACACAUCCCGCAUUAAUUCUUAUUUUGUGUGUAUUUUUUUAAAUAAACUUUGCUUUAGGUUCGCCUCUUUAUCUAGAGUUUGUAGGGUUUGUUUCUUUUGUUAACUUGGUACUGAGACCUGAACACUGUCGAAUAAAAGUGGUUUUGUAUGAAGAGACGGUGUGGCACUUACUUCUACUUGAGCAGCUUGUGCAGCGCCAGGAACCGGGUGUUCAAUGCAUAUUUCUGACAGAUCUCCAGUGCACACUUGGGGUUUGUAAGCGUGUGUAUGGUGUGUGUAUGAUGUCAGUUUCAUGGCUAGAGGUUUACCUCUACCUGUUGCAUUCAUUGUGUAGAUUUGUAGGAAACAUCAGCACAGUCAACACCUGCUGUGAGCUGCUAAUCCAACAAGCUGUGCAUGUUUUCGGAGAGUGAGGCUAAGAGGCCAAGCCACUGUUUGCUGUAUGGUGAACUCCAAUGGACGGGUUCGAUCCCCACCAGCCCAUCUGCACACCAAGGAUUACAUGCUUAUUUCCCCCCCCCCCCAUAGUGUUCCCCUCAAUUUCUUUG